Molecule: messenger RNA, 1208 nt
Organism: Dreissena polymorpha
Lineage: Eukaryota; Metazoa; Mollusca; Bivalvia; Myida; Dreissenidae
Product: methyltransferase-like protein 27
Exons: 5
Coding region: 87-890 (267 amino acids)
Source: RefSeq, a predicted model, not a curated record
UUGUCGAGACGUAGAGCUGCAUACUUGUGUAUUUAAAUCCCUGAUAAGGUUGCGUAUCUUCUGCACAAACUUCAACAUGAGCAUCCAUGAAACAGUUUUUUUUUAUUAAAGUAUAUAUUUCUUCUCAAAGAAUAGUGACAAUUAAAAACGUAAAAAUAAGGGGUUAUAUUUUCAUAGAGGAAAAGCCCGAAGUCAUGGAGAAAUACACAGCGAACUGCAAGGCGCACCGGAAGGGAAUGGCACCAGAGGAGGUCGCGGAGUAUUACACUACUUGGGCCGAAAAUCAACAGUACGAUUUAGACUUAGACCCCAGCGUUUACAUGGGACCUUCGAUCGUGGCGAAAGAAGCUGCCAAAUGCUUUGAAGAGAAUCGCGAAAAGGUUCGCUUAAUAGACAUCGCAUGUGGAACUGGUCGCGUAGGAAAAGAGCUUUCUACGUAUGGUUUUAAAUCCAUUGACGGCGUUGAUCCUGCGGAGGGAAUGCUGAAACAGUGCCAGACGAGCCACAUCUAUACAAACUUGUAUAAAGAGUUCGUCUGCGAAAAACCACUUCCAAUCGCAGAAGGUACUUACGACUGCGCAGUCUGCUCGGGAGGCUUUGGUGAGGGCCAUAUACCCUGCAGCGGGCUACAGGAAAUGGCCCGAAUCGUCAAGUCCGGUGGUCUGAUAAUUUUCAUGAUGCGCAAGGAAUACAUGAAAGACGUUGAGGAAUAUGCGAACAAGCUGGAACCCAUGAUUUCCCGCCUGGAGCACGAGCACACGUGGGAGCUUCUCGAGAGACGAGAGGUGGCCAACUACUCCUUUAACAAGGACGGCGUCAUUUUCAAGUUGAGGAUCAAACGCGGCUGUCAUGCGGAGAAUAUUACCGCCAACGGAACAGAACGGGCUUAAGAUGAGAACAAAUCAUCGUAAUGACUAUAGACGUCUAGUGUCAAUUUCUUUGUGUGUACAAAUGCUCUUUUAAUUUGUGUUUAGGUACAUUAACAUUAUUCAUUCUACGUUGCGUUAAGCUGUUAGUAAAUACGUGUUAAGGUAACUAAAAUCUUCGUACAACACAUUGGUGGAUACGUUUCACUCUUUUCUAAGUAGAUAUUUUUAUAACAACUUAUUUUGCCCAAUAAUUUACUCACAAGAUGCUAAUGUUGUUCGUGUCUACUAUUCAAUUGUACAGACAGUAUAGAUUUUAAAUAAAAACGGACAAGGGUCAAA